Molecule: messenger RNA, 1431 nt
Organism: Bombus terrestris (buff-tailed bumblebee)
Lineage: Eukaryota; Metazoa; Arthropoda; Insecta; Hymenoptera; Apidae
Product: THUMP domain-containing protein 3
Exons: 7
Coding region: 74-1399 (441 amino acids)
Biological process (GO): tRNA methylation
Molecular function (GO): tRNA (guanine) methyltransferase activity; RNA binding
Source: RefSeq, a predicted model, not a curated record
UGAUAUUAGUCACGUGUAUAAUCACGUGUUCAUGGAGUAUAAUAUAAUUUACAUGUAAAGUACAAAAUUUGACAUGAAUGAAGACAACGAAUCGAAUUUACGAAAGCUUUUCAUAGAAUCAUUAGCGAGCGAUAAUGUUUUUAUAAUAGCAACGACAAUAGAUACAGGUUUUGAAUGGCAAGCAGUGGAUGAAUGCAAAGAGAAAUUAGAUAAAAAUGUUAAGAUUGUUAAGGAACGCGGCAAGAUUUAUUUUAAUGUAUAUUGGAGUCAAUUCGCACAAGUACAAGAAAUGAGAUCGAUAGACAAUGUUUAUAUUGUCGCAGAUGUUAGAAAAUUUGAAUUCUCAGGAAAUAGUAAAGAAGCUGAUUUACAAUUAUUUAAAGAUGCUGUACAUAAUGAUAUGAAAUUAGAAAAAGCUUUGAAUACUUGGAAAAGUAUUACUGGUUUUCGAGGGAAAAUAUAUCCAACUACCGAUGAAUAUAAUGUAGCAGAAAAAGAUCGUAAGCUUUGUAACACAACUGUUACACCAAUCACGGUUAAAGGAAGAAAAAGAGGGCAAGAUCCAUCUGACACUAAGGAAGAUGAAAUAUUAAGAUAUAGAGUAACGUGUGAAAGAACUGGAAAACAUACAUUUGGAUCGGCAGAGGUUGCCAGAGCUAUUGGAGGAGAAUUGCAAGAUAAAUAUCUGUGGCUUGUGGAUCUAUCAACAUAUUAUUUAGAAGUAGUUUGUAAAGUAAUUGACAAUGAAUUGAUAACACAGUUACGUAUUACACAUGAAUCUAAGCAUCAUAGGAAUAUCAUAUGUUUUGGACCAACUACUCUUAGAGCAACUGUAUCUUAUAAUUUAUUAAGAUUAGCUCAUCCUAAUCCAGGAGACAUAAUAAUUGAUCCAAUGUGUGGUAGUGGUUCCAUCCCAAUUGAGGCAGCUUUAGUAUAUUCCCAAUCUUAUAUUAUUGGAGGGGACAAUCAUCCAAAAGCUGUACAUAACACAAAAUCUAACAUAGAGGCAUCUUCCUCUAAAUGUAAAAUUGACUUACUACAUUGGAAUGUUUCACAAUUACCUUUUAAAGAUUCCUUUGUUGAUAUUAUUGUUACAGAUAUGCCAUUUGGGAAAAGGAGUGGACGAAUGAUAGACAAUAGAAUACUUUAUAAGCAAUUCUUGAUAGAGUUAGGACGAAUUAUGAAACCCUUAAAAGGUCGGAGUGUUUUACUCACUUACGACAGGCGCAGCCUUAGUAUGGCUUUACAAGCAGCUGGAGAUUUGUUCUAUGUAACAAAAACUUUGAGUGUGAAUAUAGGUGGUCUCCAAGCUGCAGUUUAUGUCUUAAAACGAACAGAUAUACCCUAUGAACAAUUUAAACCGAAAGUUAUUAAACGCAUGAUGUGCAAAAAGAAAUAAAGUAUUCUUAUUAACUCAUGUUAAAAAAUAAA